Synchytrium microbalum is the source of this 1167-nucleotide messenger RNA. RefSeq lists its product as uncharacterized. The coding region runs from base 1 to 1167 and encodes 388 amino acids. The record is from RefSeq and is a predicted model, not a curated record. Lineage: Eukaryota; Fungi; Chytridiomycota; Chytridiomycetes; Synchytriales; Synchytriaceae. Gene Ontology annotation, biological process: mRNA splicing, via spliceosome. Gene Ontology annotation, molecular function: RNA binding. The transcript has 9 exons. Gene Ontology annotation, cellular component: U2-type spliceosomal complex; U2 snRNP.
AUGGAAGCUUAUGAGUUUCGGCCCGAGGAAGAGGAGGAGCAACGAGGUGCAUCUGCUCCUACUUCUAAUGAUGUCCCAAACACACCCAAUGCAAGUAUCGCUCAGUGGGUCGAUGAGCUUGGGGUUUUCAUAUAUACGAAUGACGAUGGAAUCUCCUACGAAUACGAUCAAACAAAAAAGGCCUGGUAUCCAAGAUAUGACGAGAAGCUGGUCGCUGAACAGCAGUCUAUAUAUGGUGGUAACAAUGAUAUGAUCCAAUCUUCACUGCCGUCAUCAACUGCUGAAAACGCACAGGCUGCCAUAAGCAACAAGUCGAAAAAGCGGAAGGUGUAUACUAUGGACGAGGAAUCAAAGGACGCCAACAAGAAAAAGAAGCCAGACCAGCCACCAAAGGCAAACACGUCCAUCUACGUUACUGGGCUACCGCCAAAUACCGACGCUGACGAAGUCAAACAAGUAUUCAGUAAAUAUGGAAUCAUUGCGGAAGACAUUACCACUGGUCAACCGCGAAUCAAGCUAUACAAGGACGACUCGGGUGUUCUAAAAGGAGACGCUCUCAUUACAUACUUCAAGCCUGAAUCUGUACAGUUGGCCAUUAAUUUAAUGGACGAUUGCGAGUACAGGUUUGGUGAAGUGUCCAAAGUUCAUGUAGCUGAGGCCGUCUUCCAACCCAAGGAGAGGCCACCACAAGAAAAGAAGUCUGGGAAUCAAAAGGCAAGCAAGGUGGUUGCUCAAAAGAAGCUUCAUCAGCUGAAAAGGAAACUGGAUUGGACUGAAGACGAGAUUGGAGCCAAAUCUGAGAAACUACGUAAAGUUGUAGUCUUGAAACACAUGUUUACUCAACAAGAAUUGGAGGAGGAUCCGACAUUGAUUCUGGAUUUGAAGGCUGAAGUACGAGAAGAAUGUGAAAAGUUUGGAGAGGUUACAAAUGUUAUCAUGUUCGAUAAAUCUGAUGAAGGAGUGCUGACUGUUCGUUUCAAGGAGCAAGAAGGAGCUGAUGCCUGUGUACAAAAAAUGAAUGCACGGUUCUUUGCAGGACGACGAGUUGAAGCAUACUUGUAUGAUGGCAAGGAAAAGUUUGCCAAAUCGACAGGAAACGAGACAGAGGAAGACCAAGAAGAGAGGAGGAAAAAUUACGAGCAAUGGCUGGAAGCAGGAGGAUCAUAA